AUGCUUCGAAGCCAAGACAAUCAACAGCAACUAAUUCCUCUAAAAAAAGUGAGUGUUGUAGCAACGAUUCGAUCUUUCGCUGCUGAUGUGACUAUUACACAACUAUUUCGCAAUGACGAAACAACACACAUAGAAGCUGUGUACUGUUUUCCGAUCGAAGAGCAAGCAGCUAUCUACAAUUUCACAGCACGUAUCGAUGAUCGAGAAAUUAUCGCUCAAUUAAAAGAGAAAGCAACAGCUCAAAAAGAGUACAGUCAAGCACUUCAAUCAGGUCAUGGUGCUUAUUUAUUAGAACAAGAUGAAAAGUCACAAGAUAAUUUCAUUAUUAAUGUCGGUGCACUUCCACCUGGGAAAGAAUGUGAAGUCGUCAUUUCCUAUGUCACAGAAUUGAGUCUGGUUGAAGAUGGCAAAAAAAUUCGAUUUGUUGUACCAACGACAAUCGCGCCUCGUUAUAAUCCUUCUCAGGGUGGAUUGGGUUCACCUGCUGGUACAACAUCGAAAUAUGUUCAGUCUACUCCAUACACCAUUGAUUAUCAUUGUCAAGUGGAAAAGUUUGAGAUUGCCGGUAUUAGUUCACCCUCCCAUCCAAUUCAAAUCGAUUUCAGUCAACAAGAUUUCUACAAUGUUACAUUUGCGCAACAAAAUACGCAUUUAGAUCGAGAUAUUAUUGUUGAUACGCAACUUGCUGAGAGUCGAUCGAAUACUAUUCUCGCUGUUGAAUCGAAUGCAGUUAUGGCUUCAUUUACACCCAAUGAGCAAGAUUGCCAACGAACUACAGACAAUAAAAACAUUACGAAUGAAUUUAUUUUCGUUGUAGACUGUAGCGGCUCAAUGGAUGAAGAAAACAAAAUUGAAUUAGCUCGACAAGCCAUGUUACUCUUUCUCAAAAGUCUUCCUGUUAAUUGCCAUUUUAAUAUCGUUCGAUUCGGUAGUAACCAUCAAAGUUUAUUCCCAGAGACUACUGCUGUAUAUAAUGAAGUAAACGCACAAAACGCUGAACAACUGACGAAGACAAUGAAAGCAGAUUUAGGCGGAACCGAAUUAUUGUCUCCUUUACAAUGGCUUGAUAGAAAUCCACCUGUUCGAGGCCGUUCUCGCCAAAUCUUUCUUCUCACUGAUGGUGAAAUAUCCGAUGUUGAUCAAGUAGUUGAUCUCUGUCGAACAAUGGCGACGUCAACUCGAAUCUUUUCAUUUGGGCUGGGCUCUUCACCUAGUCGUUCACUUGUCAAAGGCUUGGCUCGAGCAACCAACGGUCGAUUUGUUUUCAUUCCACCGAACACCAGUGUUGACAUUCAUGUCGGUGAGCAAUUGCAAAAAGCAUUACAACCAUGCAUCACUGAUGUGCAAGUCAAAUGGCAUUUGGAUACCGCAACAGCCAUUACAACGGUUCCGACUAAAACGCCGCCAGUUUAUAUUAAUGAUCGCUUAAUCGUAUAUGCCCUUGCCGAUAAUGCAUCCAUUCGAUUUGAUCAUAACGCAAGAGUUGAAUUGAUAUCUGCGCAGCAUCGUAUAGGCGAAGCGAAAGUUACUCGAAUACCAAAUGUUAGUAACAACGAGACUAUCGCUCGAUUAGCUGCAAAAGCGCUUAUUCUUGAGCUACAACAUCAAAAAUUACCAUCAUCGAAACAAAAGCUAAAUACAGGCUCAUUACAAGCCCGUUUUCAAAAAUCUGUAGCAUCAAAUAGCAGCGAUGAUGAAACAACGAAAGAGCUAACUAAAAAACGUAUCAUUGAAUUAUCGCUUAGAUACAAUAUCCUCAGUCCUCAUACAGCUUUUAUUGGUGUUGAAAAACGAGUGAAUGCAAGUAACGUUGAUAUGGUACUACGUGAAGUACCUAUUCAGAUAGCAACUGAUGAUCAACAUUUGUAUACUCAUUCGAAUGCGUUAAUGCUUAACGCGCUCGACUUCGAUGAUUAUUGUGAUAGUGAAAAUGCCGCCCUCAGUCCGAUAAAUGCACUUCAAUCGCUAUCGCACCGUUCAUUAAGCGGCAAUCGUUAUCUUUCAACGGAUAUAGAUAUGUAUUGCAUGAGUAUACCGUUACCAGAUGCUGACGACGACGACGACGAAGAAGAAGAUGAUGAUGAAAAUUUGUUUUCUUGUCAGUCUAUGCCACAAAAUACUCCAUUCCAAACUUUCAUUCCGACCUCAGCGGCUGAUCUGUCAGUUAUGCGUGACGAAGAUAUUGUUCGUUAUUUAAUUGACAAACAAAAGUUCAAUGGCUCGUGGCAACUAGACGAAACUGAUAUUCAAAAAUUGACUGGUAAACCGUGGAAUGUAUUCCAAUAUAUAGCUCCGAAUGAAGUGCUUACUUCUGCUAUCAUUAUUUUGAUACUUGAAACGCGUUUCACGUCCUUUUCAAUGAUGUGGCACGGUAUCGCACAAAAAGCACGCACAUAUCUACUCGAUCUCCUUGACAAAGACAUGACAAAAGUCAAUGCAUUACUCGAAGACAUACGUAAACAACUUUAA
Adineta ricciae is the source of this 2469-nucleotide messenger RNA. The record is from the annotation of a GenBank genome assembly. NCBI's taxonomy places the organism in Eukaryota, Metazoa, Rotifera, Eurotatoria, Adinetida, Adinetidae.